AUGUUAUUAUCCCUCUUCCCCCUCAUUUCAACCCUCCUCACCGCCACCACAGCCACGCCCUCUCCCAUCGCCCAAAGCCCACUCGCAUCCUCGCAAGGCCGCUUCUCAUGGACAGACCUCGGCCUUCCGGAGGACAUCCUCCAAAUCUCAAAACUCACCAUCGAUCCAGAUGCCCUCGAAACUGGAACCAACUACACCAUAACCCACACUGGGACUUUAUCCGCCGACCUCGAAGAAGGCGCAACGGUAGACCUGACGAUCAAGCUCGGGCUGAUCAAGUUGCUUGCCACGACGAUCGAUCUCUGCGAUAACGAGUAUUUGAAGCUGGAGUGUCCUGUUGCGAAGGGGGAGGUCAGUUGGACCACGGAGUCGGCUAUGCUGCCGAGGGAGGUGCCGAAGGCGAAGUUUAAGAUUCAGGCUGUUGGGUUGACGGCGGAGGACGAGGAUUUGUUUAGUGUGGAGGCGGAGGUGGAUUUUAGGGGGUGA
Molecule: messenger RNA, 486 nt
Organism: Zasmidium cellare ATCC 36951
Lineage: Eukaryota; Fungi; Ascomycota; Dothideomycetes; Mycosphaerellales; Mycosphaerellaceae
Exons: 2
Coding region: 1-486 (161 amino acids)
Biological process (GO): sterol transport
Molecular function (GO): sterol binding
Source: RefSeq, a predicted model, not a curated record